CCACACAUGCCCCAUACUGUGGCGUCACGUGGUUACCUCACGUGACUAAGGUCAGAGUUCAAAGUCACACGGGAGGCUGGGUAAAUAUGGCGGCCCUGGUUGGACGUAGGGCGCUUUUGCAGUUUACCGACAGCAAGCUAGGCUGGUCCUACUUGGCUUCAAGACGCUAUGUUUGCUCCGCUAAGUCGUUUAAUUCUCCGGCGGGCCUUGGCGCAUUGUCACGGCAGUACAGCUCGGAGGCAAAGGACGAGCUGGUCGUUAGGUAUCUUGACGGAGAAGAUAAAGGUAUAGUGGUUGUUGGGAUAAACCGACCAAAGGCCAAAAAUGCUAUCAGCAGAAAUCUGGUAAAACUGAUGUCUGAAGCUGUGGUGGAUAUAAAAAAGAAUAGCAAAGUACGGAGUGUCAUUUUAUGUAGUUUAGUUCCAGGGAUCUUCUGUGCAGGAGCAGACCUUAAAGAGAGGGCCAAGAUGCAUCAAAGCGAAGUUGGACCAUUUGUUUCCAAAGCAAGAGCGCUCAUCACAGAACUGGGUAACCUACCAAUGCCAACAAUAGCUGCGCUCGAUGGCGCUGCCUUAGGGGGGGGCUUGGAAAUGGCCCUGGCGUGUGACAUCAGAGUUGCCUCACAUGCUGCAAAAAUGGGACUUGUUGAGACCAAACUUGCUAUUAUUCCCGGGGCAGGUGGUACUCAGCGUCUCCCCAGGGUGAUUGGUGUGUCACAUGCUAAAGAGUUGAUCUACACGGCCCGGGUGGUCGACGGAGCAGAAGCCUGUCGCCUGGGUCUGGUCAGCCAUUCUGUGGAGCAGAAUAAGAGUGGCGAUGCUGCCUAUCUGCGCGCUUUGGAGCUUGCGCGCGAGAUUAACCCUCAGGGUCCAAUUGCAGUCAGGAUGGCAAAACUUGCCAUCAAUCAGGGUAUAGAGGUGGAUCUGUCUACAGGCUUGGCUAUUGAAGAGGCGUGCUAUGCCCAAGUGAUCCCAACUACAGAUCGACUGGAGGGUUUGGCCGCAUUCAAGGAAAAGCGGCGUCCUCGCUACAAGGGGGAGUGAGUCGUCAGUGCUCCGAAAAACAGUUCUGCCUCUCGUUCUCUUGUGCAACUGCUUUAGAGGGGAAUUUGUACACUUGAGUGCAUAAGCCUGCACGCUACGGCACCUGAAGGACACGGAAUGAUGUUUGAUACUGGAUGGAUCAGCACUUGAACAUCACAUUAGCCCGCAAUGUUCAGUGAUUUGCCAUUUUGAACCAUUCUCAUCGCUGUUUGCAAUUACCGCCAAUUAUGCUCCCCAGUCCCGAAAGCCAUAAAUUUGUAUGGUCUUAUUGCUUCUUGAAUGCGUCGCCAGCACUUGUGUUUUGACUUGGAUUUCUGUCUCCUAAGAAAAACACACUGCGACUUGAGAAUAGCCGUCGCCAUUUUGCAAACCCGUCUUGUAAGUCAUCACAAUGAUUGCUGAAGGACUAUGGUGUCGUACAUUUUUCGGCUUGAGCACUUCAGUCACGCUUCAUUCGCUCAUCACCGAGAGAAACGCAUUGGCGUAAAACGAGUAGUCCGGGGAUGCGUUGAAACGUCAGUAUGCUCGUACCAAGACGCACUUUAGGUUGGCAUCGAGUCAUGGUUGGCGAAAGCCUCACAUAGUCCAUCUAUGCUGCGCACCGGUCGAAGCAUUACAUAAACAUUUUGCCCUGCCUUUUAUUCUGUACUGUGUGUUCCCUCAUCACUGUCGGUAGUCGUGUUUUUUGUUGUUGUUGUUCACAACUACAAAGUCUCAAACUCAUCUGGACUCUCGAUUGUAUCAGUCAUAAUGAAGCUUGUAAUCCGACUAUAGUGUGACGCGGCCCAGACGGCAAAAUAAAAGGUCUGACGCUUGCAGUUGUGACACGAAACGCGACACGCUUCACCUCUUGAUCGUUGCUAGCAGCUAACCAGUCUGCAGACUCCUCCCUGUCCACGCCCGCGUUUAAAUGCGCAAAUCAUUUUGAAAUGGACCCUGCGCCCGAGAUCCCGAUCUCUGCAUGAUCAGGGAAAAAGGAGCAAGGUAACGAAGAAGAAUAAAUGUUCGGAAUGUGAAGUUGCUCCGUGAACUAGAGGUGCGCAAGGAAAUCCUCAUUUUGGCACACGGUCGUCGUCGACUAGCGAAAGGAGAGAGAAUGAGACGGCGCGCUGAACGCAAAAAAAGGAAGCGGUCAGACAUUAAGGUGGACGUGAAGCGGAGGACAGCUGCCCACCGGCGCAGGAGGCCUCACCCCGUUGGAGGAGAGAGUCGCUGCGAUCGUGGGCGACGCCGGGAGCCCACGUGGCUGACUGAUCACCCCACAAAGAUUUAUGAGAACGGUUUCCCAGCAUCGCCUCUUUAAGUGUCGCCAAAGCACCAAGAGGCUGCAGAAACGUGCGUACGCCAAGCCAUGCAGUUGGCAUGAGGGACCGCACAUUUCCACGCUUUUUCACAUCUGACCUUGGCCGUGAAAAAGAACGGACGCCCCACGUUUUUGUGCACCGCCUUUCGCCAUCAGUGUUUUUCAGGCGAGUACUAUAGUCGCUGUGCAUCCACAACGGAUCGAUACAAAGUCCGCAUCACUGCAGACGCCGCACCGAUCCGCCUGUGGAUCUGCUCCAGUGAGAGUGGGAGAUCACGGCUUGAUGAAGCCAACAGAAGCACAUCAUCUGCAAAAAGCAGAGAUGCAACAUUGAGGCCACCAAACCGGACCCCCCCCCCUACGCCUCGGCUGCGUAAGAUAUUGUUCUACAACAAUAUUUUAAUAAGCUUGGAACCAUAUUUUUAAUUUGGGUGUUGAACAGUGUGGGAAAACCUUGCUUUAAAGUGUCACCUCAAUAAUCCAAAGCAUAUCACAUCAUGUGUCAAACCAGCGGAUGCGUGGGUGCACUUGUGAUGACUGCUGUAACUGUAACAAGAUGUGUUUUAUAGCCAAAUGCUACAAAAGUCAUAGGGUGGUGCAUAAUGGACAAUGGCGUGACGAACUUUCUAAUUUUACACUUAAAGAGUCAUGUUUUUAAAUAAAAAAAUGUAAAAAGUGUAAUGAUUGAUUUAUUGCUGAAGCAGAAAAUGUACUUCUUACAAUUUCAAUGUACAAUAAUUUAGUAUGAAAUUGAUCUCCGGUUAACGUCAACGAUUUAUACAGUAGAUCUUCUAUAUUUGCACAUUUGUGCGGCCAUUCAUUGCGCAAUGUCGUAAUAAUACCGCCGUAGUCUUGGCUCAAUAACAGCGAAUGCGGGUCUCUUCUCCACCCUGUAAAACAUGAAAACAAGGCCCUUCUGUCAGGAAAAGUCUCAAAACUGUCAAGGCGACGUGUUUAUCAGUUGCGCGUGACGCAUACAAAUUGUUCGAAGAAAUGGAUGCGAUGGUUUGACGACUGUUAGAUUGUGUACGAGUUCUCCUGCACUUCCCGUAAUCCAGUUGUCGUCAUACACCACAACAAUCCACAUUACCUGACACAUCACUAUUUUGUCACUCACUCAUAUGUCCAGCAGGUCUUCAUGAGGCUAUACAUCUCUUCUGGACAGUUCGGUGGGGCAUCCAGCCGCAUUCCACUCUCAAUCAA
This is a messenger RNA of Phycodurus eques (leafy seadragon), 3549 nucleotides long. RefSeq names its product AU RNA binding protein/enoyl-CoA hydratase (gene auh). Gene Ontology annotation, molecular function: enoyl-CoA hydratase activity. The coding region runs from base 87 to 1043 and encodes 318 amino acids. The transcript is spliced from 12 exons. The record is from RefSeq and is a predicted model, not a curated record. NCBI's taxonomy places the organism in Eukaryota, Metazoa, Chordata, Actinopteri, Syngnathiformes, Syngnathidae. Gene Ontology annotation, cellular component: mitochondrion. Gene Ontology annotation, biological process: fatty acid beta-oxidation.